Messenger RNA from Nothobranchius furzeri (turquoise killifish), 997 nucleotides. RefSeq names its product lens intrinsic membrane protein 2.5 (gene lim2.5). Gene Ontology annotation, cellular component: plasma membrane. The record is from RefSeq and is a predicted model, not a curated record. Lineage: Eukaryota; Metazoa; Chordata; Actinopteri; Cyprinodontiformes; Nothobranchiidae. Gene Ontology annotation, molecular function: structural constituent of eye lens.
UGGCCUCGCAUCCCGGACCCUAACCCCCUGUCCCGCGUUGCCGUUGCCCCUCCCCUUAUCCUCUGACCCCCCUCCUAAAUGCUCCCACUAGUUGAGUGUGAAUGGGUCAUGUGGCGUUCUGCCCACCAGCUCAAGUGCGUUUGUUCUGUGCCGAUUGUUUUAAAGGAUUCUGCCUCCAUCAACAGAAAAUUGGAGGGGAUAACCUUUUGGAAUUCAGCCUGAAGCCUCCUCUUUGACACUUUGCUCACUCCUGGCUUGCACUCUUUCUCACUCCUCUCCCCCCCGAGGAAGAGCUCCCACUUAAGAGGGUUUAUUUAUCCUGAGGAACUCAGUACAAAAAGCCUUAGCCAGCAUCAUCAUCUCACUCAUGAUGUACAGCUUCAUGGGAGGGGGCCUGUUUUGUGCCAUCGUGGGGAACAUCUUGCUUGUGGUCUCCACGGCUACAGACUACUGGAUGCAGUAUCGUCUGUCUGGCAGCUUUGCCCACCAAGGCCUGUGGAGGUACUGCAUGUCUGGCAAAUGCUACAUGCAGACUGACAGCAUUGCCUACUGGAACGCCACUCGAGCCUUCAUGAUCUUGUCUGCCAUGUCGUGCUUCGCUGGCAUCAUCGCAGGAAUCCUCUCGUUUGCUCACUUCUCUGCUUUUGAGAGGUUCAACCGCUCGUUCGCUGCUGGGAUCAUGUUCUUUGUGUCAACACUCUUUGUUCUCCUUGCAAUGGCCAUUUACACCGGGGUGACGGUAAACUUCCUGGGCAAGCGCUUUGGUGACUGGCGUUUCUCUUGGUCCUACAUACUAGGCUGGGUGGCACUGCUCAUGAACUUCUUUGCAGGUAUAUUCUACAUGUGUGCCUACAGAAUGCAAGAGUGCAGGAGAGUAGCAGGCCCACGCUAAAGGAAGCAUGAAAAACCACAUUCAAACUGAAAACCAUGUCAUCCAUUUAAAUAUACUCAACUUCCUGGAGACGAAUAAAAAGUGGGAGUUUGCAUGACCACCAAA